Molecule: messenger RNA, 618 nt
Organism: Staurois parvus
Lineage: Eukaryota; Metazoa; Chordata; Amphibia; Anura; Ranidae
Source: the annotation of a GenBank genome assembly
GCAGUUGGAACUGCUUCUUCUUCUGCUAAGCUAACAGUCUCAGAACCAAAGAAACCACCUUUCUUUGAUAAAAAACUGGAACCAGUAGGUGCUGUGCUUGGGGAAAGUGCAGACUUUGAAUGCCUUGUUUCUGGAACGCAGCCAAUUAAGGCGCUAUGGACCAAAGAUAAUAAAGAAAUUAAAACAGGUGGAAAUUAUAAAAUCACCCACAUUGGCAACACAGCUCACCUGAGAAUUAUAAAAGUGGGCAAAGGAGAUUCAGGCAUCUACUCUUGCCUUGCAGCCAACGAUGUUGGGAAAGAAUCUUGUUCAGCCGAAUUGAGUGUGAAAGAACCUCCAAAGUUUGUAAAGAAACUAGAACCUUCACGGAUUGUUGCACUUGCUGGCUCUGCCCAUUUUGAUUGCAAGAUUAGUGGAUCUCCAGAAAUUAGAGUUGUGUGGUACAAAAAUGACACCGAACUUCAACCAAGUGAAAAGCUCAAUUUAUCUUUUGCCGACAAUGUGGCACUUCUUGAGAUUAAUGAUUUCAGCCCAGAAGACGGUGGGGAUUACACAUGUGAAGCUCAUAAUGAUGCUGGUAGUGCAAGCUGCAGUACAUCUAUCACAGUAAAAGGUGCC